AUGUCUCAUACAAUAGAGCCCAAUAUCGCCGCCGUCCUUCCCGUUAAACAGGGUCAACUGACAAUCCAGCAACGUCCUGUCCCAGCCCCGAAGGAGGGCGAACUACUGGUACGCAAUGCCGUGGUUGCUGCGAACCCCUCAGACUGGAAAUUCCAAACCCUCGGCCUUUCCAGCAAGUUCCCAGCCGUACUUGGUAGUGACCUCGCCGGUGCCGUUGUAUCCGUUGGUUCGGAUGUAACGCGCUUCAAACCAGGUGAUCGCGUCAUCGGCUUUGCGCUAGGUGUUAUAAGCGAGAACAUCGACAAGGCAGCGUUUCAGACCUAUACUCUUCUCGAUGAAGUGGCGACGACUCACUUACCCGACAACAUCAGCCUUGAGGAGGGUUCUGUGUUUCCCGUUGGUAUGCUCACUGCAUCUAUCGCGCUUUUCGACGGUCUCAGACUGCCAAUGCAGGAGAAUACUGAUGAAGAAGCUGGAGCUAUUCUUGUUUGGAGUGGCGCCUCGGCUGUUGGGGUAUCAGCAAUGCAGAUAGCGCAUUCGCUGGGAUGGAGUGUCUACGCGACUGCAAGUCCAAAGCAUCACGAGUGGCUCAAGACUUUGGGGGCGAAGGAUGUAUGGGACUAUCUUGACCCUCAAGUCGCGCAGAAGAUAGCUGCAGCCUUGAAAGCUUCCGGGAAAAGGAUUCGCGGCGUUAUCGAUGCCCGAGCAGAGGGUAGCUCGUUCGAUUCGGUUGCGGAGAUACUGACUGCGGCUGAUAUAGCCCUAGGAUGUAAGGCCACAGCGCUGAUGCCAUGGCCGGAAGAAACGUUGCUGCCAGCUGGAAUUGAAGGACACCAUACCAACUGCGUGGGAUUCACAGACAACUAUCCAGUCAUAGCAAGCUGGGUUUUCGGCGGCUGGUUGACCAAGGCUCUGGAAGAAGGGAAGAUCAAGCCUGCACCACGGGCUCGUGUCAUCGAAGGUGGAUUGGGAGCCACCCAGGAGAUGUUGGAUCUUCUUAGAGCUGGGGCAAGCGGUGAGAAGUUUGUGUUGAAGGUUUAG
Molecule: messenger RNA, 1041 nt
Organism: Fusarium fujikuroi IMI 58289
Lineage: Eukaryota; Fungi; Ascomycota; Sordariomycetes; Hypocreales; Nectriaceae
Product: related to oxidoreductase
Exons: 1
Coding region: 1-1041 (346 amino acids)
Molecular function (GO): oxidoreductase activity, acting on NAD(P)H
Source: RefSeq, a predicted model, not a curated record